Molecule: messenger RNA, 3171 nt
Organism: Aspergillus fijiensis CBS 313.89
Lineage: Eukaryota; Fungi; Ascomycota; Eurotiomycetes; Eurotiales; Aspergillaceae
Product: putative RNA interference and gene silencing protein (Qde2)
Exons: 1
Coding region: 1-3171 (1056 amino acids)
Molecular function (GO): protein binding; RNA binding
Source: RefSeq, a predicted model, not a curated record
AUGUCUGAUUCUCGAGGUUGGCAACGAGGCCGUGGUCGCGGCGGUGACCGUGCCAGAGGUGACCGUGGUCGGGGAGGAGGCGGUGACCGCGGUCGUGGAGGUUAUCGUGGCGGCGGCGGCGGCGGAGGUGGUGGUGGUCGUGGAGGUGGAAGCGGCCGUGGCUCUUUCGAUCUUCCCUUCCGUCCUGGAGACGAUGGGAGGGGCGAUGGCAGGGGCGAUGGCAGGGGUCGUGGUCGUCCCAGAGGUUCCGAUGCAUUUCGUGGCGGUCGCCCGCCACGCGGCGGAAAAGCUGACUACAACGGCCCGGAGGUCUUCUCCCCCGGCGGAAACCUCAAACCCAGCUCCCAGGUCGAAGAGAAGGAGGAUGCGAUGAUGAACGCAUUGGUCAAGGCACCGCCCUCGCCCAAAGACAGCAAAUACCCCCGCCGUCCCGGCUACGGUACGAAGGGAACGAGAGUCGACUUAUUCGCCAACUAUCUUCAGCUCAAGUCGAUCGGCAAAACCCUCCACCGCCAUCGCGUCGAAAUUCUCGAAGACCAGUCCGUCAGGAGGCCUACCGGCAAGAAGGCGAAGCAAGUCAUCAAACUGUUGAUUGAGGAGCAUUUUGCUUCGCAGCGAAAUGGCGUUGUCACCGACUUCGUCUCCACUCUCAUCUCCCGGGAUAAGCUUCUGGAGGAAGGCGAGAAUGAGCACACGUAUGACGUCCGCUACCGGGAUGAAUACGACGAUGAAUAUCCAGAGCCAUCAAAGGUCUAUCGGGUGAAGUGCCAGCACACCGGCACUCUCGAACCGUCCGAUCUCUUGGACUACUUGACCUCAGCCAAUGCGACAAAUAUGUUCGACAGAAAGCCAGAGAUUCUCCAAGCUAUGAACAUUGUCCUGGGCCAUCAGCCCAAAAUCGACCCGAACAUUUACUCAGUGGGUGCCAAUAGACACUUUGCCAUCGCUCAGGGUCAGAAAGAGGGUUACAACCUCGGAGAUGGGCUCGAGGCUCUUCGUGGAUUUUUUGUGAGCGUCCGUGCUGCAACUAGUCGCCUGCUCGUCAAUGUUCAAGUCAAAUAUGCGGCCUGCUACCAGGAGGGCGCGCUAGCGGACUUGAUAACCAGUUAUCAGCCCAACCGUUUCGAGUUCCACUCCCUGCAACGUUUCUUGAAAAACUUGAGAAUCCGGGCAACACACAUUGAACGCAAAAACAAGCAGGGAGUAAUCAUCCCACGUUUCAAGAGAAUCGCUAGUCUGGCUAACACGGGAGAUGGCGCAUCGCUGCCACAUCCUCCGACGGUCCCUCGUCUGGGAGCCGGUCCCAAUGAUGUGAAAUUCUGGUUGGACGAAGCUGGCCAACAGUCAUCGCAGCAGCAGUCCGCAUCCUCGAAGAAGAAGGGCAAAAAGCCAGCCACAGCUGGGCCUCCGCCGGCUGGAAGAUACAUCAGUGUGGCGGAAUUCUUCAACGAGCGUUACAAUAUGACAAAUCUAGAUCCCCGAAUGCCAGUGAUGAAUGUCGGGACUCGCGAGAAUCCUAGCUAUUUACCCGUCGAAGUCUGCAACGUCGAACCUGGGCAGCAAGCUAAGACCAAGCUGAGCCCCUACCAGACAAGGGAAAUGUUGAAAUUUGCAGUCAAUGUUCCGCCAGUCAACGCUCAGUCAAUUGUGAAUAAUGGAACUCGCAUCCUCGGGCUCAGUGCUGCUUCAAAUGCUACUUUGAAAGAGUUUGGUAUCCAAGCAGAUCCCCGACUCAUCACAGUACCCGGCCGCAUCCUUGAGGCCCCUCAGAUCUUCUACAAAGACGCAAACAACAAAGAGAAGAGACUCUCGUCCAGCGGUGGCAGCUGGAAUAUGAGGUCUAUCAAAUUCUCAAUCGGCUCAAGCUUAGGUUCCUGGGCCUGGCUUUUCUUGGACUCCAGCCCAACUAGAGCCCCCACGCGUGAGGUACUGGGGGCCGCCCUGGAACAUUUUGUGACGAAGCUGAGAGAGGUCGGGGUUCAGGCUAAUCCCCCUCAAGGCGGAGAGCGCGUCGUUCUCGCUCGCGGUGACGUGGAUGAUCAGAUUGGUGGCGCUGUCAAGAGACUGAUGGCCGCUCAUAAGCCUACCAUGAUUCUUGGUAUUCUUACCGACCAAAGCACGGAAGUUUAUAACUGCAUGAAGCGAGUCUGUGACGUUCGGGAGGGUGUCCGCAAUGUGAAUGUGCUUGUUAAAAACUUCACGACUGACAAGGGCCGCGAACAAUACCUCGCCAACGUCGGUCUGAAGGUCAAUCUGAAGCUCGGGGGUGCGAAUCAGCUGAUUCCUAGAGAGCUUGGGAUAGUGAGCAAGGGCAAGACUAUGCUUGUUGGUAUCGAUGUGACCCACCCCUCUCCCGGGUCAUCCUCAAAAGCCCCCAGUGUUGCGGGAAUGGUUGCCUCGAUUGAUUCCUACUUGGGUCAAUGGCCAGCAGAACUUCGGAUCCAAACAUCGCGCCAAGAAAGGGUCAGUGAGUUGGACACGAUGCUGAAAGCUCACCUCGGUCGGUGGGCUAAAACCAACAAGGGUCAGUAUCCGGAUAAUAUUAUUGUCUACCGCGACGGAGUCUCUGAAGGGCAGUAUGAAAUGGUUGUCGAAGAAGAACUACCCCUCCUCAAAAGCGCUUGCAAGCAGCUGUACCCAGCAACGGAGCAUGCCAAAGGGCUACCACGGAUCUCGGUCGUGAUUGUGGGCAAGCGGCAUCACACGCGUUUCUAUCCUACGCGUAAAGAGGACGCCGAUGGCCACUUGAAUCCUAAGAAUGGUACUGUGGUCGACCGCGGUGUGACGGAAGCCCGCAACUGGGAGUUCUACCUACAGGCUCACACUGCUCUCAAGGGCACCGCUCGCCCGGCACACUAUUUUACUGUUUGGGACGAGAUCUUCUGUCGAGAGAAACCCAAGGAAGGACAGAACACAGCUGACAUCCUGGAAGACCUCACGCACAAGAUGUGCUAUCUGUUCGGACGGGCGACCAAGGCCGUGAGCAUCUGCCCUCCUGCAUAUUAUGCCGAUCUGGUCUGCGAGCGAGCGCGAUGCUAUUUGUCUGAUCUGUACGAUGCGACGCCGACCGGUAGCGUUGUCACCGGCGGUGGUGGGGGUGGUGCUCAUGCCGUGGACGGCGGCAGGGUCACCAUCCAUCCCAACGUCAAGGAUACGAUGUUCUACAUUUGA